AAUGCAUCCCCUGCAGCAGCUGUAGGAUAGUUGAUCUUUAGUUGUCCUUCUCACAGGUUGGUUGUGGAGAAGAGCAGCAUCGUCCUGACUGACCACCUGCAAACAGCUGCAGAGACGCUCCUGCCUCCCCGUUUGUUGUCCCUCACUGCCUGACUUGGACGAUGGAGAAGUACGAGAGGAUAGGGAAGAUUGGCGAGGGCUCCUAUGGUGUUGUCUUCAAGUGCAGAAACAGGGACACCGGACAGAUCGUUGCCAUCAAGAAGUUUGUAGAGUCUGAGGAUGAUCCCGUCAUCAAAAAGAUCGCACUGAGGGAGAUCCGGAUGCUCAAGCAACUGAAGCACACCAACCUGGUGAAUCUGAUUGAAGUGUUCAGAAGGAAACGGAAGCUUCACCUGGUGUUUGAAUACUGUGAUCACACCGUCCUCAACGAGCUGGACCGCCAUCCAGCAGGCAUCCCGGAGCACCUGGUCAAAAGUAUAACCUGGCAGACGCUUCAAGCCGUCAACUUCUGUCACAAACAAAAUUGCAUUCACCGAGACGUCAAGCCAGAAAACAUUCUCAUCACCAAACACCAAGUCAUCAAACUCUGUGACUUCGGCUUUGCCAGGAUUCUCACCGGCCCGUGUGACUACUACACGGACUACGUAGCGACUCGCUGGUAUCGGGCCCCAGAGCUGCUGGUUGGGGACACCCAGUACGGGGCCCCUGUCGAUGUGUGGGCAGUUGGGUGCGUGUUUGCGGAGCUGCUCUCUGGGAUUCCUCUGUGGCCCGGGAAGUCGGACAUGGACCAGCUUUACUUGAUCCGGAGGACUCUGGGAGAUCUGACUCCUCGACAUCAGCAGGUUUUCAGCAACAACCAGUUCUUCUGCGGAGUUUCCAUCCCUGAGCCACCAGAGAUGGAACCUCUGGAACAAAAAUAUCCAAAUCUCUCACAUCAAACUCUGAGCCUUAUGAAGAGCUGUUUGAAAAUGGACCCGUCUGAGCGGCUGAGCUGUGAGCAGCUCCUACGCCACCCCUACUUUGACAGUAUGAGAGAAAAAAGCGAGAGCACGUCUCGAGAACUGGAUCGUACCAACUACAAGAGGACCCGUCUACCUCGUAGACACCUUCCCCCCGGGUAUUUGCCACAGUUGACCAGCAGCAGCAUCUUUCCAGCCCUGGACAAUAAAAAGUACUACAACAACCUGCGCAAGUUUAACUACCACCUCCCAAACAUCUAAGAGCUGCGAUGCCGAUCAGAAGUUAAGCUGGACGACUGCAUUUUCUGAACCGCUCAGGAAAUAAAGCACUCUAGAAUAUAGUUUAUUAGCAUUAUAAUGAUAAAAAAAAAAACAGUUUCAGUAGAUUUUUGAAUUUUUUGUUCCUAAUAAGACAUGCUGGGUGUCUUACUGACUCUAUGCACUAUUGCCGGCAUGUCCUGUUGGAUGUGUUGGUUUGUAUGUUUUGCCAGCCUUUUCUGCUUGUUUAUUAAGACAACGAGGAGCGCCGUGCUGCUCUGCUUGUUACAGAGUUGACUGAUGGUAAAACUGCUCUACUGCCUUGUCCAGUUUGCCAAAUGUUUGUGUUUUUUUAAAUAAUGUAAUGACCUUUCUUAAAGUGGAUAUUUUGUAACAAGUUUAAUCUUUCACUAAGUUAUAAUGAAGGAUAAAAACGUUAAUUAGUUCUAAAUAUGAUAUUUAUUGACUUCAGUGAAUACAGCUGCAAACAUUCCUGUUACAACAAUUCCUUUAAUAAAACAAUCUUUAUCCCUGGAACUCUCAUUCUUAGGUUUCUUUCUACAAAUUGUCUAUAUAUAUUUUACAUUUAUCCUACAAGAAAUUAAGAAUGACAAAUUCCCGAGCAGAACUGAACGACCUUCAGUAAACCUAGAAAUAUCAGUAGGAACGGCCUAAACUGUUUGUAGAAUGGCUGAUUCAGGCACACAAUCCAAAGCCAAACAUCCAGUUGAAUGUUUGAGGGUUUUCAUUCGUGUUUGGAACAGGGGGAGUGCGUCCGUUCUUCAGAAGCACAACAGCCAUCUGCUCUUGCUUCAGUCCAGGUCCAGUGAGAUGUCCAGACGUGGGAGCGCCCUCUGUAGCCGUUCAACUGUCAUUUCUUUAUCUUUGAUUCCAGGGAGAUCACUGAGAAACAGAUACUCCAAGUUCCUGGAGGGAAGUAGUAAUUAAUUCAUUGGUUCUCUGUGUAACUGCUUUCACAGAUUUAAUAAAGAAAACUAUUU
Messenger RNA from Cyprinodon tularosa, 2218 nucleotides. RefSeq names its product cyclin-dependent kinase-like 1 (CDC2-related kinase) (gene cdkl1). Gene Ontology annotation, molecular function: ATP binding; cyclin-dependent protein serine/threonine kinase activity. NCBI's taxonomy places the organism in Eukaryota, Metazoa, Chordata, Actinopteri, Cyprinodontiformes, Cyprinodontidae. The coding region runs from base 162 to 1220 and encodes 352 amino acids. The record is from RefSeq and is a predicted model, not a curated record. The transcript has 10 exons. Gene Ontology annotation, biological process: protein phosphorylation. Gene Ontology annotation, cellular component: nucleus.